AUGGACCGUCCGUACCUUCCUACGGAGAUUAUAUGCACUAUUCUUUGCUUUCUGGAGGUCGACGACCUACUUCGGUGCGAUGCGGCGAACCGGUUCUUCCAUGCCGUAGUUCAGGACUCUUCUCGCCUACAAUUCAACCUCGAGCUCGCCAAACAUCGCAUGCUCUCUCUCCUCCCGCCCACCAGUCGGCCAUCGUUCUCCUCCAGGCUCAAAUUGAUAUGUGAACGAGAACGCAACUGGCGGUCUCCUCAAUUGUGGGGUCCCCUCACUACACUAACUCUGCCUCCGACGGGUACGGUCUACGAGUUUGUUGGGUCAUACUAUGCAAACGGGUGGGAGGACGACAACAAGCUCACUUCAGGCAUCACAUUCUUUGAGCUGCCCUCGACAGAAUCGCCCCAGCAACAGCCUCUCAAGACGUGGACACACGCCAUCGGCUCACUCAAACUCGCUGAUUUCACCAUGGAUCCAGCACAAGAUCUGCUUGUCCUAGUAGCUCUCGCCCCACCAAGCUCUUCCAGUGUUUACAAUAUCCAUCUCCGCUCUUUCAAGACGAACGAACCACAUCCGGAGAGUUCGCGUCAGCUGGGAAUUCUCCCGUGUCUUCCUCGGCUACCCGAACACGUUCACCAGGCCACCUUUGAAGCGACUGGUGCAGUGCGUGUCCAAGUCGCUGGUGACCUCGUAGCGCUUCUUGUCAAGGAGGUUCAUGACAGUGUCAGCGCACAUCUACAAAUAUGGAACUGGCGUUAUGGCGGACAUCAUUCUUGUUCGCUUGGCUCGAGAACGGGAAUUGAAGACUUUACCUUCCUCACAGACAACACCUUCCUUAUCGUGCGACCUACGGGACGAUUCGAAUGUUAUACGUUCGAAAACCCUGUUGGAUGCUCAACAACUCCCGUCCUGAAAAGCAGUUACAAUCUCCCACCUCUGGAAGACGGGUACAUGUAUUGGUAUAUCUGCAUGAGCAGCAACCCUGCGCCAGGCUAUCUCCCCAAACGGGAAAGUUCUGACCAUAGGGUGUACUACCCGCGCCCCGAAGAGCGCAUUCAUGCCUGUUGUUUGUACAUCUUCAAGCCUACCGGCCCGGGCGACCAUCGCGUUCAUUCGUUCGUCUUCUUCCUCAACGUUAAAAUGUUCUUGGAGCCUCCGCCGCCAGUCCCCGCUCCACGAGACCACUAUCCGCUGGCGCCAUACCUGACUACGAAUGGCCUUGCUACCCGACCUCGUCGGGAACUUCCACCGUCAAGUGGCAGUGUUUCGAUGCCAUCAACUCCAAUUGGGUCGUCGGCCCCUACCGGUCCGGUCUUGCCCAGCCAAACUCAACAUCCAGCGCGCACACGGCAGCUGCGCUCACUGUACAUGUCAUCCGGUGGCGGCAGAGUUCGAACCGUCCCAUGGGAAGAGUGGGGCUCCGCCAACACGCGUUGGUUCGAUGAUAUGCUGAGCACGGACUGGCAGCAUGCGUUGUAUGGACUGAGGACGGUCGAGUGUGUUGAUGAGCCAUUGGUUAUCAGACGAAAGAGGAAGCGGGGUAAUGAUGAUGACAGAGGAAAGAGUAUGACCGACGAAUUUGACGAGGAAGAGGAAGAAGAUAUUCUUGCGUCUCCGCCUAUCGACCCCAACACACUACCAACGGUGAACGACCUACUCAACGGGAUUGGUUUUCAUCUUGCCAACCCGGCAAAUGCGAACCAACCAAACGCGGCUACUCCCAAUCCUCUCAACAUUCCGCUGCCUGCUGAUAACUGGGUACGACCCAAACAGCGAUAUUUGCGGAUACGCGAUUAUAAUCCAUAUACCCUACGCCUUUCAGACGAUGAAGAUGAGCAGGACUAUGAGCAACAAGGAGCAUUCAAUCGACCCGCAAAGGCAAAACGUCGCUGGACACGCCGUUUGGUGACAACUCCGUCGACAACUGCUUCGCGGGGGGUUUUUGCGAAAGACAUCGUCAGUGCGCUUCCCUAUGCAGAGGUCGUCAGUCGGGAACGGUAUAAUGUCACGGAUGUGAUGAUGGAUGACUGUCGGAUUUUGCUCAUGCAGAGAGGACGUGGAGGGACGUUACAAGGGAUCGAUGUAUUGACAAUGUAG
This is a messenger RNA of Mycena indigotica, 2091 nucleotides long. RefSeq names its product F-box domain-containing protein. The transcript is spliced from 6 exons. Gene Ontology annotation, molecular function: protein binding. NCBI's taxonomy places the organism in Eukaryota, Fungi, Basidiomycota, Agaricomycetes, Agaricales, Mycenaceae. The record is from RefSeq and is a predicted model, not a curated record. Bases 1 to 2091 code for a protein of 696 amino acids.